ACUGUGCCAAUGCUACCGGUGAGACCAAGUGGCCCUCAAUAGUGGUGGGAGGAAGAGAGGGGUAGUAUGAUAGAUGCAACCGACCGACGCGAGAUAUGACUGUUUUGAGUACAUAAAAGAGGGGUACAGCUUCGUGCGUCGAACGAUCGGGCGAGUAACUCCAUCUCCCACGAGUCUUAACUGAGUUAUACGGAAAACCAAAACCACGUUGUUCGAGUCCUAAUGGCUACCAUUCGAGUCGCCGUCACCCAGGCCGAGCCUGUCUGGCUGGAUUUGGCAGGGUCAGUCCGGAAGGCUUGUGGGCUUAUCGAGGAGGCCGCAAAGGGCGGCGCUCGGAUUAUCGCUUUCGCAGAGGUCUGGAUCCCCGGAUAUCCCGGCUGGAUCUGGGCCCGACCUGUUGACCUCGAACUUCAAACUAAAUACAUCUACAACUCGUUGACUCUGGAGUCGGACGAGAUGGAGCAGUUGAAAGCGACGGCUAAGAAGCACGCCAUCGCCGUAGUCCUUGGAUUCUCGGAACGUACCCCGUCAGACAGUGUUUACAUCGCGCAAGCUAUUAUCUCGCCCCAGGGCGAGCUUGUGCUGCAUAGACGCAAGGUCAAACCGACACACAUGGAACGCACCAUCUAUGGUGACGGCUCCGGGGACGACCUGACCAACGUGGUCGAGCUCGACUUCGGCGACCCGCUGGGCAAGAUCAAGGUCGGGGCGCUUGCCUGUUGGGAACAUACCCAGCCGCUGCUCAAGUACCACAGCAUCACUCAGGGGGAGGUGAUCCAUGUUGCGAUGUGGCCGCCGCUAGAACCCGCGGUCAGCGUCGACCAACACGGGCUGUGGAGCAUGACGGCUCAUGGGUGUCAGAAUCUUUCACAGACUUAUGCUAUAGAGAGCGGAACUUACGUACUGCACGCUACAUCUGUGUGCACUCAGAAGGGGAUUGAAGCACUGGGAUCACAAAAUGGGCUCAUGUGCCGCCAACCUGGCGGAGGCCACAGUUGUAUCAUCGGCCCUGACGGGAGGCGCCUGACCCUGGCGCUUGGAGACGGCAAUGCUGAGACCGAAGGUAUCGUAUACGGGGACCUCGACCUGACCAAGGUCGCGACAGUUAAGGGAUUUCUUGAUGUUGUCGGGCAUUACAGCAGGCCCGAUCUUCUAUGGCUGGGGGUCGACAGGAAGAAGAAAGAGGUUGUUAUCCCAAAAGGUACCGUGAAACAGCCCGAAUCGGAGCAGGAGAUCUAGCUGAGUGAGGGGAGGUGAAAUAUAGGUAUUGAGGAUUGGAUAUAUUAGCGGCUAUUAACUAACGCAACGGGCACU
Molecule: messenger RNA, 1314 nt
Organism: Durotheca rogersii
Lineage: Eukaryota; Fungi; Ascomycota; Sordariomycetes; Xylariales; Xylariaceae
Product: carbon-nitrogen hydrolase
Exons: 2
Coding region: 223-1239 (338 amino acids)
Molecular function (GO): catalytic activity
Source: RefSeq, a predicted model, not a curated record